CCGGCUCCCUGCCCGAGCGCAGCGCGGGUCUCGGCCGUGUGUCCCCCCAGGAAUGCCGGUGCCAGCGCUCUUCCAGCACCACGCUCACGCCGAGCUGCCCGGGAAGCACUGCCGCCGCCGCAAAGCCCGCACCGUGUUCUCCGACUCGCAGCUCUCCGGCCUGGAGAAGAGGUUUGAGAUCCAGCGGUACCUGUCCACACCCGAGCGGGUGGAGCUGGCCACGGCCCUCAGCCUCUCCGAGACGCAGGUGAAAACCUGGUUCCAGAACCGCCGCAUGAAGCACAAAAAGCAGCUGCGGAAGACGCAGGACGACCCGAAGCAGGCGGGCGGGGAGGAGAGCGGCGAGCAGAGCUCCCCCGAGCCCGAGCUGCCCGAGGCGGCGGGCGCCGAGCCCCGCAAGGCUCCCCCCGGCCCCUUCCUGCUGCAGGACCCCGAGGACGAGGUGGACAUCCUGGAGGAGGGGGACAUCUGCCCCCACCGCCUCUAG
This is a messenger RNA of Ficedula albicollis (Collared flycatcher), 487 nucleotides long. RefSeq names its product brain specific homeobox (gene BSX). Gene Ontology annotation, biological process: regulation of DNA-templated transcription. Gene Ontology annotation, molecular function: DNA-binding transcription factor activity, RNA polymerase II-specific; DNA binding. The record is from RefSeq and is a predicted model, not a curated record. The transcript has 2 exons. The coding region runs from base 53 to 487 and encodes 144 amino acids. NCBI's taxonomy places the organism in Eukaryota, Metazoa, Chordata, Aves, Passeriformes, Muscicapidae.